Molecule: messenger RNA, 1787 nt
Organism: Erinaceus europaeus (western European hedgehog)
Lineage: Eukaryota; Metazoa; Chordata; Mammalia; Eulipotyphla; Erinaceidae
Gene: LRRC10
Product: leucine rich repeat containing 10
Exons: 1
Coding region: 44-883 (279 amino acids)
Molecular function (GO): protein binding
Source: RefSeq, a predicted model, not a curated record
CGCGUGGUCAGUGGCUGGGGUUCGCCAGGCCUCUGGCCUCCUCAUGGGGAACGUGAUCAAGGCCAUCCUGGCCUUCAUCCCGGCUGAAGGUUGCCAGAGCUAUGUAGUCGGAGAUCUCCAGGAGAUGCCGCUAGACAGGAUGGUGGAUCUGAGUGGGAACCGACUCCGCCGAUUCCCCGCCCGCGUGUGCUCCUUCCAGGAGCUGGUGAAGCUCUAUCUGAGUGGCAACCACCUCCACAGCCUGCCGCCCGAGCUGGGACAGCUGCAGAACCUGCAGAUCCUGGCCCUGGACUUCAACAACUUCAAGGCUCUGCCCCGCGUGGUUUGUACCUUGAAGCAGCUCUGCAUCCUUUACCUGGGCAACAACAAGCUCUGCGACCUCCCCAACGAGCUGAGUUUGCUCCAGAAUCUCCGGACCCUAUGGGUGGAGGCCAACUGCCUCACGCAGCUGCCAGACGUGGUGUGUGAGCUGAGCCUCCUGAAGACGCUGCACGCCGGCUCCAAUGCGUUGCGUCUACUGCCAGGCCGGCUCCAGCAUCUGCGGGAACUGAGGACCAUCUGGCUCUCGGGCAACCUGCUGACUGACUUCCCACCUGUGCUGCUCCACAUGCCCUUCCUGGAGGUGAUUGACGUGGACCGGAACGGCAUCAGGCACUUCCCCAGCCUGGUCCACCUGUCAAGCCUGAAGCUGGUCAUCUAUGACCACAAUCCUUGCAGGAAUGCACCCAAGGUGGCCAAAGGAGUGCGCCGGGUGGGGAGAUGGGCGGAGGAGGCCUCAGAGCCUGACCUGAGAAAAGCCAGGCGCUAUGCCUUAGCCAAGGAAGGAAGCCAGGAGGCUCAAGUCCUCGCCCUGCCACUUCCACUUCCUCUCACCAACUCCUGAGGAACUUGAGUGGUAGGUCAAUACCAUGGACACAAGUAACUCCAGCAUCUUCUGGAGGCCUCUCCACUAGAGCACAAAGGUUUUGCUUCAGGGCAUUUGGAGUGGGUGUCUUUGCCAGUAGACACCAAUGGAGGCAGGUGACAUGUUAUAAAUUGGAGAAAAUAUUUCCAUAUAUGUGACUAGACUGCUUUCUGGACUCUCAGUUCUAUUCCAAUGCCGGUGACAUCUCCCUCAAAGGCAAGUUUUACAGGAAAAAAAAAAAAAUCAGCCUUUUCAAGCAGGUUAUUUUGGAACACUGAAAAGCAAGAAGGGUUGGUCUCUUCUGCUUUCCUGAAGUGGCUGCUCACAAGACUCAUGAAUUCGUUGGAUAUGGUAUUUAUUAUAUUAGGUUCAGAGUGGCCUGUCUCCAGCUUUUUAUAGAAUAUACUCUUGCUAUAACUGAUCACAAAUGAUAAUAAUUCAGGCCACAUUAAACAGGACAUUUCUACACAUUCAGUCGGACUCACAGGAAAUCUUAAGAUAAAUCUAAAGCCAUAAUUUAGUGGCUUCUGAAAAUGUGGCUUCCUGAUGAAGAAUGUCUCCUAGUGGAGUCCAGCUGCCACUUCACCCAGGUUUUGCUCAUUUUUCCUAUGAGGUUUCAGCCAACAUCUGUCUCCAACUGUCUGCUGUCAAUAACUAGAAGCUAGAAAGUAUAACAUUGUGGGGGCCGGUGGUGGGGUGUAAUGCACAUUGAAUGUGCAUUACAAUGCACAACCACCCAGGUCAGAGCCUCUGGUCCCCACUUGCAGGGGGAAAGCUUUGUGAGUGGUAAAGUAGUUUUGCAGGUGUCUCUCUUCCUCUCUAUCUCCCCCUUCCCUCUGGAUUUCUGACUGUCUCUAUCCAAUAAAUAAAUAUAGUAAAAACA